This is a messenger RNA of Diachasma alloeum, 3788 nucleotides long. RefSeq names its product ras GTPase-activating protein-binding protein 2 (gene rin). The transcript has 5 exons. The record is from RefSeq and is a predicted model, not a curated record. Gene Ontology annotation, cellular component: ribonucleoprotein complex; cytosol. NCBI's taxonomy places the organism in Eukaryota, Metazoa, Arthropoda, Insecta, Hymenoptera, Braconidae. Bases 1006 to 2832 code for a protein of 608 amino acids. Gene Ontology annotation, molecular function: mRNA binding.
ACAAUUCAAAGUUGAAUAUGAAGUCACUUCUAAAAAAGGUGCAUUAUCAUUUGUAAAUGAGUAAAAAUUUUCUAUGAGUCAUGAUAAAUGUCGUAAUGGUGAUAUUUUCCAGUCCUGCAGAUGUCACCACUGGAAUUAUCAUGAAAAAUCGAAUCUUAAAAGCUCCAUUGGAAGAAAAAAAAAGUCUUGCCGCCGUUUCAAUGUUUUGCCACUUGUGAAUCCAUAAAAUACGUGAAUAAAAAUCCAUAAGAAUAAAAUUAUUCAUGAACAACCGUUGGAAAUCCACCACAAGAUCUUAGUUCCUCACGCCAUCCACCAGAGUGUGAAUCCAAAAGCUACACCACAAAAUGGCCAAAUUCAUUUUAGGAACACAAAUAUCCCGAAGUUAGCCAACAAUCCCUUUCAAUUAUCCCCGUGUAUUUUACCGGCUCAUACGGUGUACUAUAAUUCCAGUGUGCAGGGUUUCGCUGUGUGCUGAUACCACGAGUGCUCCUCCGGUUGACUUUUUUUUUUUUGUGUAACAGAGACAGAAUAAAGAGAAACAAGUCAUAACUAUUCUACAUCCCCCUCUCUCAAUAACCAAGUACCAAACUCUGAAAUAGAGGAUAGAGUUAAUGUUUGUACAUUAAUUUUUGUAUUUAAUAAAUUUUUACGAUAAUAUACGUUUUAAUCGUUGGGAGAUUGUACAUUUUUUGCCUACGAUUGAGCUGUUGGGGGUUAGUGGUGGCAGACUGGACGUUUGUUGUUUGAUCCAUUUUUCCAAGGGAGAAUAUUUCGAGCACUCGUUUUUUUUUUUCGGGAGUCCCGGCUCGAAUCUAACCGACAUUCCGGCGCUGGACAGCUCUGACACACGAGGAAGAGAGUUUACGAGAGGAAAUACGCCAGAGGAAACCUGCCUCCUGAGACUCGAGGACAUUACAAGAAAAGAUAAGAGCUUGAGAUUUGAGGAAAUUGGCAACGAUAUUAUUCGUGUGGAAGUUGUAACAUCAAGGUGAUAUAAAGGAAAUGGUCAUGGAGGCAACCCCCUCGGCUCAGUCUGUCGGUCGUGAGUUUGUCCGGCAAUAUUACACGUUGCUCAACCAAGCACCAAUUCAUUUACACAGAUUCUACAGCAACAACUCAUCGUUUCUCCAUGGAGGACUGAGUAUAACUGAUCGCGAGAUUAUCCCAGCAAUUGGACAGAAAGAGAUUCAUCAGAAGAUUCAGCAGCUCAAUUUCUGCGAUUGCCAUGCCAAAAUUACUCAGGUCGACUCUCAGGCUACUCUCGGUGAUGGUGUUGUUGUUCAGGUGUCAGGAGAGCUCUCAAAUGCAGGUCAACCAAUGCGUCGUUUCACCCAGACCUUUGUAUUGGCAGCGCAGGCUCCCAAAACAUACUACGUCCACAACGACAUUUUCCGUUACCAGGAUCUAGGCUUUCCCGACGAGGAGGAGGGUGAGCUGGAGAGUGAGACGGGUCUGGGUGAGGGUGGCGAGCGUGACGGUGGUGAGGGUCGCUCAGAGGCCGAAGAAGACGACAGCCAUCAUCCCUCGACAGUGCAGACUGUUGGAGACCAGCAGCAGCAGCAGCAGCAGCAGCAACAACAACAGCAGCAGCAGCAACAGCAGCAGCAGGCUCACACCAACCUCAUUCCAGCUCAACAGCCAGGCAUCGCUCCGCCCCAGCAACAGAUCUACUACCCUCCACCCCCUCAGCCUCAGGUUCAUCCAGGCAUCCAACCAGUUAUCAACGGAAGUGUCCACGAGGAGGCGCCUCUGAUCAGUCAGCCAGCACUGGCCCCACCUCAGCAGCCCCCAACUCAACACCAGUACAUAACAGAGACAGCACAGGAGCAAUUCACCACUCAGGAUCAGGAGAGCACGACGACAGAGCCACCACAACAGGUGCCACAAUCUCUUGUUGACGAGGACAUUCGCACUGAGGAGACCAAUGAACAGCAGGAGAGCGAGACUUUCCAGAGUUCAUCGGUUGAACCUGAAGUUGAUCACAAUGCUGCUGGCAAUGCCAAUAGCCAGAGAUCCUACGCACGUACGCUCCGAUCCAAUGUCAUGCCUGGCCACAGUCCACAGGUAUCGAAAUUGUCCAUGUCACCUCCACCCAUGUCCAUGCCCAUUGAUGAUCGGGCCAUGGGGGUGAAGACAGCGAGUUCUUCGACAGUUUCCUCAGGUAUCAUGUCUUCCGGUCCAGGCCAAAUUCAUCGAAUGGCCAAUCAGACACAGCAACAGCCACUGCCACUGCCCCAACAACAGCGCCCACCUCGUGUAGGUCCCCCCCAGAAAGACAAUCGUGGACGUAGAGAGUGGCCCGAUCACCACCAACUAUUCGUUGGUAAUGUACCACACCAAGCAACAGAGAACGAACUCAGGAAAAUCUUUGAGAGAUACGGCAAAGUUGUCGAUCUUCAUAUCCACUGCAAGACUAAUGACAGGGGUAAAGGGGGGCCACAGGGACAGAACAACUCCGGAAGAGUACCAAAUUAUGGAUUUGUCACGUUCGAGGAUGCCAAUGUUGUGCAGAAGGUUCUCGAUGCACUUCCUAUUCUCUAUCCAGAUGACAGUGGUCUAAAGCUCAAUAUUGAGGAGAAGAAAAAUAAACCGAGGGGUCCUGGGGAUAACAUGAGGUCGAACCAGGGUGAUGGGAAUAUGAGGUCAUCUAUGGGUGGACAACAGCAGCAGUCACAGCAGCGUGGCCCAGGUGGACCAGGUGGCCCAAUGAGAGGCUCUCAGCAUGGUUCAAGAGGUGGUCGUGGUGGAUUCCAGCGUGGUGAUGGUGGUCGAGGUGGAAUGAGGCAACAGAACAACAUGGGUAGUGCAGCUUAUCAAAAUCGUCGUUAAAAUCGACCUCGCACUCUCUCUCUUUUUUUUUUUUUCCACUUUGGAAAAUACGACGCCAAUUACUACCCCUUCCAGACACAAACAAAACAACAAAACAAAAGAAGAGUAUAAAGUUAAUGCCGUUGGACGGAUUAAUAGAGGAUAAUAGACGGCAGAGACAAAAACACUAUUAAUCUAAUGAUGAUAGAAAACAAAAUACAAAGCAAACUCAAUCGUUGACGAAUGUGUAAUCGAAUUAAGUUUCCUCUUCUGUUUCUUUGGAGAGAGAAUGGUACGUUCUCACUCCAAAAUUGUACCUCGGGGCUUCGGAAUAUCUCCUACAGCUCAAUUAAUCGAUUAUCAUGCAGUUAUUUGUUGCAAAGCGACUAAAAUAAACUCUUGAAUUUAUAGAAAAAAAAAAAACAAAACAAAUUAUUUACACUUCAUCAAUCAAUUGCUUCUACCUUCUGAGGCCCCGUGCAUCGAUCGCCACUUUCAUUAUUAUAUUUUAUUUUCACUGUUCCCUCGAACGCCGUCCGACCCUGACGGUCAACAUCAACAUCAUGUGGAUGCAACGUACUAUUUUAUUUGUUUUUGUGGGAAUUGAAAUGGAAAAUUUCAGAUUGAGUCCCCUGAAUAUUAUAAAAUGUGAUUUUCAAAGGCUUUGAUGAAUAACGAGAUGGAUUGAAAAACAUUUUCAACAUUCCCCAUUCAGAUCACGUGCCAAUGACACUCACUCUGUCAAUACCUUCAUUUUACUUUCCACUCAAACAACAACCAAUCAGUGGUGAAGUGAUGAAACGUUGAAUUGUUUUGAGAAAAAUUAUCAAUUCGACAAUAAUUUUACCACUUCACAACUGCAAUGAUUGACAUAUUAUUUUGCUUUGUCACAAAUGAAAAAGCAAAAAGUGUUCUUCAUGUAAAAAAGAUAAAUAAAUAAGCCACAAAACGAUGUCAAGCCAUAAUAAAAAAAAAAA